AUGUUCAGUCCCCUUGCUAUAGAAUGCAAUGAGACCGACUCCCAAGUUUACAUUCCGCUCCACCCCGUCUCCCUGGCUGUGAGUGCGUUGAUCCUGAGCUUGACUUGUGUUAUCGGCGUGCUGGGAAACGGGCUGGCCUGCCGCCUGCUUCGCACCGACAAGUCUCCACGCACCCCGAUCAACGCCCUUCUUCUCAACCUUGCCGCCACCGACCUCCUGAAAUGCGCGGUGGACAUCCCCUUGCUCCUGGCCGUCAGCAUCUGGGGCAACAGCCGGGUGGACCUGGGCGAAACGCUGUGCGUCCUGCAACCUUUCGCCUACUCCCUGAGCAGUUGUGUCCAACUUGCUACUCUGGUGGUCAUCAGCAUGGAACGCUACCAAGCCAUUGCCCACCCAUUCCAGGUAACCAAGAAGAAGAUUAGGAUCCAGGGAUGGGGCCCAAUCAUCUGGUCCAUGAGUUUUAUGGUUUCAGUCUUGUCUGUCACUUUGACCAAGAAGACCCCAGCCUAUGUGAGAUGCAGGCAUCUAUCUGUAGACCCUCAAAAAUAUUUUGACCCUUUUGGUACUUUUAUCCUUGUUCCCACCUGGACUAUCAGCUUGGCCCUGAUAGUUGGCCACUACCUGAGAAUAUUUGCAAUUGUCAGGAGGCACAACAAAAGAAUCUUCGAUAGGGGGAUGGUGCCCAGCUCACCAAAGGAGCCUGUUCUGCACCUACCGGGGCAUGGCGGGCGACAGCAGACAGCAGCCAAGGCGGUGGCUAGAGGGGAAGAUGGAUGUCCACCAGCUGAGCUCAGCCCUGUUCAUCAGACAGGGAAGGCAUCGCGGGCCGUCCAGAGCCAGGUGGUCUCGACGAACGGCCGAGCCUCCACGUCCCUCCAGAGUGAACCUCCUGAUGCCCCCAACAUAAUGGGAGCGGUGUGCCUCAUUAGCAGGUCAUCCAGAGAGUCUGCCAAGAAAAGAAUGGAGGGCAAGCUUGCCAAACGCUUUGGCUACAUCAUGUUAACCUUCCUGGUGUGUUGGAUGCCGCUGGUCACAGUUUUGCUGUUGAACAUGUUCGUACAACAUUUGAUGGCGUUGGAGAUCCAGACCUUUGCCAUUGCUUUGUCCUGCAUUCCAGCUGCAGUGAACCCUUUCAUUUACACCAUGCUGAACAAACAGUUUCACUCUGAAAUCCAGCAAGCACUCACCGGAUUUUGCUCCAAAUGCAAAUGUCUGGGUAUAAGAGCUUAAGAGCCCACGCGUUCACCUUCAUUUUGGAGGCCCUUAAUCCCGAGAACACGCCUCAGUGUGGGACAAGCCCGUUGCUGCAUUUGUUUCAUUUAAUACAGAAACAAAGCAGAUACAGAUGCUGGUUUAACCUGUUUUACAAAAGCUUUUCAAAAGUUUAUUCCCAGCUGUUAUCUGCUAGCAAAAGGGGAC
Messenger RNA from Amblyraja radiata (thorny skate), 1419 nucleotides. RefSeq names its product 5-hydroxytryptamine receptor-like. Gene Ontology annotation, molecular function: G protein-coupled receptor activity. Gene Ontology annotation, biological process: G protein-coupled receptor signaling pathway. Bases 1 to 1230 code for a protein of 409 amino acids. Lineage: Eukaryota; Metazoa; Chordata; Chondrichthyes; Rajiformes; Rajidae. Gene Ontology annotation, cellular component: plasma membrane. The record is from RefSeq and is a predicted model, not a curated record. The transcript is spliced from 2 exons.